Molecule: messenger RNA, 4199 nt
Organism: Lethenteron reissneri (Far Eastern brook lamprey)
Lineage: Eukaryota; Metazoa; Chordata; Hyperoartia; Petromyzontiformes; Petromyzontidae
Product: zinc finger protein 250-like
Biological process (GO): regulation of gene expression
Cellular component (GO): nucleus
Source: RefSeq, a predicted model, not a curated record
CUCCCUGCACGACGGACGCAAUAAUCCCCUGUGGCCUGGUGUCACCAGGAGGUUCCCACCGGUAAAACGGCGUUUUAAAGUCGCCACGGACGACGCGACGCUUUGUUGAGCGAGACUUUGGUGUUCGAUCGGGGCCACGGGCGGAACGAGACACGCCACUUUGAGGGUUCAACUCGAAGCGAAAUAAAAAGAACUACAUCUCUCUCGCGCGGAAAAGUCAUCGCCGCCUCGCCUGGAGUGAAGCCUGCGGCACAAGGCCUCUGCCGUGCCCUCUCUGUCGGCCGUCUCCGGCAACAGCAUGGCCUCUGUGGCACAACGCAGACGCAGCAGCAGCAGCGUGGACCCGCAUGGGGACUUCCCGGCGUGGCUUGCCUCCCGCGGCAUGAAGCUCACGUUCGCCGAGGCCAUGGAGCGCGAGCUGGGGAUCAGCGACUACGAGGAGCUGCUGGCGUGCGCGCUGGCACCGCAGGUCCGCGUCGAGCUGUUCGCCGCCGCCAAAGAGCGCCUGCCCUUCGCCUUCUACGCAGUGCUGCGCCGCAUCGCAGAUUCGCUGGUCCACGAGGAGGGGGGCACCGGGGAAGGGGGAUCGGUGGCGCUGGGCGGGCUCGUGGAGACGAUCGUGGCGAUGCUGAGCGCGCUGAGCGACACACUGCAUCACGCCGCACAGAGGUUCAUCUCGCUGGAGCCUGGGAUAGCGGCCGGAGAAGAGCUGUCCCAAUCCGAGAGUGUAAAGAGUGAGAUCACGGUGGCGGCGACGGUGGCGGCAGCAACGGGGGAGCCCAGCAGUCCCCUACACCCGGGGGAGGAUUGCGGUGUCCUCGAGGAUUCUGUGUCGGAGCACCUGGGCCGCGUCCCACGGAACAGCGCACAUUGCGAUGUAGUGAAGAGCGAAUCUGACAGCCAGCAGCAGCAGCAGCAGGAGGACGUCUCGGCCAUGGAGGACCAGGAGCCGCAGAAUGAAAAUGAGCCAUGGAGCAGGAUCAGCGAGGGGGGCUUCUCUCCCCGUACUGCUGUAGCCGGCGCCUGGAGGCCACAACCGGAAGCCGGCCCCUGCGUCGAAGACAGCUUCCCGCUGGCGCCCAGGCCUGACGGGGCCCUGCUGGGGCCGACGCUCGCCGACGACGGCGCCAACUUGCGUGACGACAGCCAGUGGCCGUACGUGUGCGAGGUCUGCGGCAAGGGCUGCGGUUCACCGUGGCACCUGCGCCAGCACCGUGGCACGCACACCGGAGAGAAGCGCUACGCCUGCGCCGAGUGUGGCAAGGCUUUCGUGCACCACGCCAGCCUGCACCGGCACCGGCGUGCGCACGCCGGCGCAAAGCGCUACCGCUGCGGCCGCUGCGCCAAGGAGUUCCGCUGCGAGGAGACAAUGCAGCAGCACCUGCUGCUACACACGUAGCUACGUGCAAGAUUUCGGGGCGCCAGCCAACAGACGGUGCCUGUGGGGGAACACAGAGCCUCCAGCACUGAGAGCAGUCUGAGAGGAAUCAGGAGGCAUCUGAUUUUUUACUUAUCUGUGGUCAGAUUCAGGAACAACAGUCUUGUUGAGUUUCUUGACCGAGUUUAUAUUUCUUAAAAUUAACUUUUGGUGGCUCAAUUAUAGUUUGUUUUGCUUGCGAUGCAGUAGACAUGAUUCGUAGAUCCAAAUUGGUUCGAUGGAAUAGUGCACAGUUGUACGGUUCCACGUAUCAAAACUAAGUUUCUGCUGGCAUUAAGGAAAAAAAGGUCAUUAUUUCUGAUCACGUUAGCAUGAUCAGACACUGGUAGUUGCUUUUGCCCUGGGCUGUGCCGUUAAUUGAUUUGGUUCCCCAAGCCCCCCCCCCCCCCCCCCCCCCCGGUAUCUACGCGUGUUGAGUACAGUGAUACCUCGGUUCACGAACUUAAUUCGUGAACUGACUCUGGUCGUGAACCGAAUUGGUCGUGAACCGAGGCACAUUUUCCCAUAGGGUUCAAUGUAAAUCCGGUUAAUCCGUUCUGACCUUUUUUUUUGGUUUUUGACAAUACACAUUACUGUAGUACUGUACAGUAUAGUAAUGUAUAAAGAGAGAACACUAACCUUGCUUGAGAUGACUUCUGGCAUGGAGGAAGGCAGGUGGGAGGUGGGUGGGAGACAGUAAGCACUCAAACGGGUGAACUGUACAAUACAGUAAGUACAGUAUUGUACAGUACAGUAGUACAGUACAGUACUGUAUGUGCUAAAAAGCACACCAAAAAUCAAAAAGUCACUGAAAGUGUCUUCACAGUACUCACAGUACUUCUUUCUGUGUCUCUUCUUCUCUCCACGAUCUUCCUACAGGAAGUCACGACCAUGUGACAGCCUGGAAUUAGCAUAAAAAUGGGCACGGCGCCUGUUCGUGAACCGAAGCGGAGUUCGUGAACCGGAGCGUGUUUUUAUGAAAUUUUCUGUUCGUGAACCGAGUUGUUCGUGAACCGAAGCGUUCGUGAACCGAGGUAUCACUGUAUUCACGGACGCGCGGUGGGAAUUGUGGUAAAUUGCAAUGCUCAAUUAAAAUUUUCAAUAGUCUGACGCUCCUGUCUAUUUGUGGAGACUUAUUGAAAAAUACAUCACGCUGACACGUUCGUUUUUGCACACAAAUCUGGCUGUCGCCUGAUGAAGCUAGUUGUAAUUACUGGCAAAACGUCGUACAAAGAUUGUAAAUGUUGUGGCUUGGCUCUCCAACACACCGGUGUGCUGUAUUAGUGACGAAUUAGCAUGUUCUGUUUACGUGACAGCCCUUACGAGUUGGCUGUGUCGCGUAGUGGCGGGUUUUAACGACACUUUUAUAUAUUUACGCGAUCUAACAAAAAAAACACUUAUGGACGUUCGUUUUUGUGUGCAGAAUAUUUUUGUUGUAUAUUAACUCAAAUCUUAAUACAUUUAAUAUGAAAUCCUGCAAACAAGGUUUUUUGUUACAUUUAAGGGGAUAUUCCGGGUGAACUAUUCUAAGUGAACAUAGUAACUUGGUAAUCCAUUUGUAGUGGUUUAACGCGCGCCAAGGGGGGUAAUUGUAAACACGUGCGGGUUGGGGACAGUGGAGUCGUAUCGGGACAUGCUGGUGUUGCUGGGGGACAACGGCUGGACGGAGAUGGCCCGUUAGGCAAUUAUGGGAUGCAGGGCAGUGAUUGGCCGGUUGUUGUUGUCAGGGACGAGGUGGCGCCUGUAUGUCUGGGAAUGGGAACAGGUGGGCGCGGGGCGUUGGGGGGAUGCCAGUUAAUUGGAAAUUACUAGGGACGGGGAUAAAUACGGGAGCGUCAGAGUAAGACGGGGAGUUGUGCUGGGAGCUGGAUGGAGACGUCGGAGAAGAAGAAGAUAUAAGAAGUGUAGGGUAGUAGUGGAGUAGAAGUAUAGGGUAGCAGUAGAGACUGAGACGAAGAUAUGAGAGGUGGAAUAGGUUAGCGGUGGAGCAGGGGAAGAAGAGGAGACGAGAGGACGGAUAGGCUCGCAGUGGAACGGGAACGAGAGACAGUUGGUGAGAGACGGAGAAGCCGAGAGAGCGACGGCUGGAGUGGGACGGAGAAGCAGAGAGGAGAGUCGGGAGAGAGAGAGGGGGGGAGGAACGGAGCGAGCGAGGCCGGCGAGCGGAGAACGUGCUGGAGAGUGGUGGCGAAAUGUGCUGAGUUUGAAAAUAAAGUGACGACAGAAAAGGAAGAAGUUGUCCGCGUAAAGUUCAGCACGACACAUUCAUAGAUACCACCACUGAUUUCUGAUUAAAACGAACAUACAUCUAAUAUAUAAAAGGGAAAUUUGUGAAUGUGUGUCUGUUCAAAAUGUUUAGCGUACUUCCCAACAUGCAACAAACUUGACAUUUGCCAUGUGGGUACUUUCCAGACUACACCAUGCAACAAUUUUUAACAGAGACUUUUGUAUUUUGGUGGGGGGGGCACAAUAUUGCAUAUAUUUUGCACGGCAAGUGAGCUGUGACGUCACAGCUGUCAAGUGACCCGUGUGCGGAAGCGUCGCGCAGUGUGCCUGCUGACGUCACGCACCCCCCCAACUCUCCGCGGGUAAAGUGCCAUACAAAUGUGUUGCAGGUCCAAGGCGUUCUUCGCGCAGCAUUGCUGCUUCAUUGUUUCAGUCGUUUACUGCCGUACGCACCCUGAAAGUUGCGUGUGUCUGCAGCAAGCGCGUGUAUGUGUGUGGGGAGCGGUGGUGUAAUGUUUAGCGCGUUGGCUGGAGGGAUGGACAGUUUCGUCCAAUA